Messenger RNA from Macrobrachium nipponense, 3075 nucleotides. RefSeq names its product transient receptor potential channel pyrexia-like. Gene Ontology annotation, molecular function: protein binding; monoatomic ion channel activity. The transcript is spliced from 4 exons. Bases 181 to 2742 code for a protein of 853 amino acids. Gene Ontology annotation, cellular component: membrane. The record is from RefSeq and is a predicted model, not a curated record. Gene Ontology annotation, biological process: transmembrane transport; monoatomic ion transport. Lineage: Eukaryota; Metazoa; Arthropoda; Malacostraca; Decapoda; Palaemonidae.
GAUAAGAAGAGCUGUGUCUCAGGCGGCUUCCCGACCCUGGGAGUAGGAGAUUCAGCCUGGCAGUCGAUCAGUCAGUCAGUCAGUUAAGUCAGUCCACCGCCACAGCUGAUUGUCACUUGUCACCAUCGACCGGCGUGAAACAGGGAUACAGAACCCUCCCGACUCCAAGAACGCUGUGAAAUGAGUGACAAGGUACACUUCGUUAACGAGGCUUAUAUAGAGAUGGACAAGGUCGCUCCAGAUGGGUCAGCAGAUCAAGAAUGCGCAGCCGCACCGGUCAUUGUCACAGAGACCAAGUCGCAGGCCACUUUGCGUCUUCUCUUCUCCGCAAUAAACUCUGGCAAGUUCGCAGAGGUAGAGAAACGUUUGCACGAAGCAGCAGGGCUCAUUAACAGCACGGAUUACUGUGGGCUGACGCCUCUCCACUCGGCCUGUCAUAUGAAGCAGUUUGAUAUACUUAAGCUUCUAAUUUCUCGAGGAGCACGGGUAAAUGUUCACGACAGCCUUGGAGAAACAGCGCUUCACGUUGCUGUGAGGGAGAAGUGGCACGAUGGGGUGAGAGAACUUCUCCAGCGAGGGGCCUCUCCCGAUGAAACGAGUCAUCCUCCAAGUAAUUUCAAGAACAAGACAAAAGAAUCUCCUCUUCACAUGGCUGUUAAGAUAGGCGACAGGAUAUCCACCUCCCAAAUGUUAAAAUGUCAACCAGAUCUUAACAUCAGAGACGGCGACAACCAGACUGUUUUUCACUUGGCCGCAUCGCACAGAAAUGUGUCGAUUCUGAAGGAGCUCCUGACAGAUAUCAAUCUUCCAGAGUAUAUGAGAAACUUGGAUGAAAAUGGCCACAGUAUAUACCACGCGGCUCUUUCAAAUACCUCUGGUUCCUUCAGCGAAAGCCAGACAUUAAAAGCGAUUCGGUAUAUUUACACAUUUCACAAGAAUCUUGACGAAGCCAAUAUUUUUGGAGAGACACCAUUAAUCAAAGCAUGUCAUCUUGGUCUAUCUGAUGUUGUGGAUUUUUUCAUUAGUAAUGGAGCUAACCCCACCAAAGUUACUUUCCAGAGCCACUCAGCGAUACACGCUGCCUGCAUUUCUGGAAAUCCUGACGUCCUCCAACAUUUGCUCAAUUCAGGACGCGUAGGACAUCUAAUUACCUCUAUCGAUAAAUACGGUAAUCAUCCCUUUUACUACGCCAUAGAAAGUUCUUCACCAGAAUGUUGCAAACUUCUACUAGAAAAUGGUGAGCAUCUGGUGAAUGUUUACAAAAAUGAGGUUUCUAAUUUCACUCUAGUCAAAAGAUAUUUGCCAACUGCUUUGCAGCUUUUUCGAGAUCUUUUUAACUCCAGUAUAAAGUUGUCUAAUAAACCGAAACAUCAUCCAGAUUAUAGCAUCACUUUUGACUACUCGAGUCUUGUGUCAUCAAAUAAAAGAAACAUCCAAAGCUCUAUCAUCUCUGAAAUGGCUGGCACCCCACUGGAGACGCUUAUAAUGCAUCCACUUGUUGAAAGCUUCUUGCAUAUCAAAUGGUGUCGUAUAAGGGGAGCAUUCUACUUAAAGGUUUUCCAAUACUUCAUAUACCUUAUGAUUCACAGUGUAUUUAUUAUGAUGACCUUUGGCACAACACCAAAAGACUGGUCGACAGAUCCAUUUUCGCUGAUGAUUUUUAGGAUACUUCAUGGUACCUUCUUAGUCAUUGUAGCUCUGCCUGAGAUUGUUAUGACCAUUGCUAACUUUAAGAGGUAUUUGACACACUGGGAGACUUAUACUAAAGUUGCAGCCUUAGCAUGUUCUAUUUUUGUUGUGUGCACAGUAUCUGGUAAAAUUGUUGAUGAUGUUACACUGAACAAAGUUGACGCGAGGUUAUCUCCAAAGCGAAUGUUUGCCAGUUUGUCCAUUGUCCUUGGCUGGAUAGAACUCAUGAUGCUCUUGGGACGUUUCCCUACCUUAGGCGCGUACAUUCUGAUGGUCACUAAAGUAGGCAAAUCUAUUUUCAAGUUCUUAUUUGCAUUUCUGAGUGUCCUCAUUGGAUUUACCCUUGGCUUCCAUGUACUUUUUCAAAGGCUUCCCAUAUUUGCAGAUUUUAAUCUUGGCUUCGUGAAGGUUCUCAUGAUGUUGAAAGGAGAAAUAUCCUAUAGCCAAUUUGUUGACCGAAAGGGUUCCCCUUUCAACAUCUAUCCUCAGAUCCUAAUGAGUGUUUUUCUUUUCUUGGUGGUUAUAAUCAUGGGUAAUCUCUUGACUGGCUUAGCUGUAAAAGGUGUUCCCGACCUGAGGAGACAAGGGAAAAUCAAAAGGUUGAUUAAGCAGUUAUCAUACCUUGUGGCCUUUGAGAAGCUUAUUGCUUUCACUUACAAGAUAAAGUGCUUCCCACAGGCACUGCUGUCACUGCUUUCCUCCCGUCUGACUGUCGAUACUAAAAUUACUAUUUUCCCAAACAAGGAAUUCAGGAAACAUAAGUUCAUGAGGACUAUACCAGAGAAGAUCAUUUCGGAGGCAAUCACUUUAGGCAGUUGCAAGGAGCCAGAGGAUUUCCCUGAGGAAGCCGAUGACGAUGUUGUCGAACAACUGCAAUCUUUCAAGAAGAGAUACACAACCGAUCGCAGAAAUCAGAGCCACAUGAUUAAAGAACUUUCAGAGAUGUGUGGUGAUAUCAAGAAGCAGAUGACAGAGCUCUCGCAGCAAAUUCAGGAGCAGAUUCUUCAGAAUCAAAACCUGUACAACAAAUUGGUCGGAAAACAUUCUGCCUAACUGAAAUCAGCAUCGGAAAUACCUCAGAGUUUUCAUUAGUUAUUAAAGAAAGCUAAGUAGCAAAACGUUGCAAAAAUUAGCUAAACUUAAUGAUGAAAUAUCACAAAGUUGCUUUUAUAAACAGUGCAAUGGAAGCUACCAAAUCGAUAAAAAAAGAAUAAUUGGCUAAAAUAUAUUAAAUCCGUUUUCAAAUUUUCCAUCUGAUGCUAUGAAGAUUUGUAUGAAAUUACGAGGUAAAAAUAUGUGCCUAAAUUACAAGUCAAACACAUGCACAUACGUACAAUAGCGCACACCCAUAUAUAUAUAUAUAUAUAUAUAUAUAUAUAUAUAUAU